AGGUGUAUUCACCAACAGCAGCUCCGUACCCUGCCGUACAGGCUCAUCUGGAUUCGCCUGCUCCUUCGCCAAACCCUGAAGGCAAGUAAGCCUAGCACAGUUCAAGAGUCAUUUGCGAUUACACCAAAUGUCACGAAUGAGACAAAGGAACCACAAAAACCGGCAGAGACGCACCACAAGAAACAUCACAAGUUACCACUGGCUCCAACAUCAUCAAAGUGCUAUGACGCUAAAAGAACUUUCAAGGUAGCCAUGUUGUUCAAAAGUUCUUAUACGGCUAAGCAGCAUUCCACAAAUAGAACAAUUUCAGGCGAUGCAGGUGUUGGCAAGACAUGCCUGUCAUUUCGGUUCUGUUGUGGUAGAUUUCCCGAGCAUACCGAGGCCACCAUAGGUGUCGAUUUCCGGGAAAGAAGUUGUGUAAUAGAGAGAGAAUUGCUCAAGGUACAAUUAUGGGACACAGCUGGUCAGGAACGAUAUAGGCAUUCAAUAGUGGCCCUUCUAUCGCAAUGGUCAAUGACCGUCUGUUGUUUGUUUACGAUCUACAAGCCCCUCAUCCUUUGCCUCGCUUCGCUCCUGGAUUAA
This is a messenger RNA of Cooperia oncophora, 582 nucleotides long. Lineage: Eukaryota; Metazoa; Nematoda; Chromadorea; Rhabditida; Trichostrongylidae. The record is from the annotation of a GenBank genome assembly.